Molecule: messenger RNA, 1299 nt
Organism: Caenorhabditis angaria
Lineage: Eukaryota; Metazoa; Nematoda; Chromadorea; Rhabditida; Rhabditidae
Source: the annotation of a GenBank genome assembly
AUGACUAACCUGAAGAAAAUUCGAAAAUCGAUAAAUACCUUAUUGAUUGGCUGGUUUCAAUUAUCGAUUAUUUUCCAUUUCGAAUAUUUUGAAUAUAAAUUUGAUUGUCAAAUUGCCGGGUUUCUUGUGAGUUGGCGAUGCCAACUUGGCAUAACUUCUCCCAAAAAUUUCCAUUUUUAUUUUCAGGCAUUUUUCCAAAUUCUAACAUCUCUCACAUUCCUCGCCGCCUCAAAAACCUAUAUCUCACUGCAUCUCCUCUGCCAACUCAUCAUUUUCAUCGGCUGCGCCUUUAAAGUCUUUGGCGAAUUUAUGGGAUGUGAGUGGGGGUUCGUGGCGAGACCAAUUUCGAUAAAAAAUAGCGCGCAAAAUGGAGAGACGCGAGACAUUUGUGUGCAUUUGUGCGUCACCGUGUUUGCACCAAGUCAAUACAGUAUACCAACCGCGAACCGAGGGCCAAAAAAAUACGUUUUCAGGGUUUCCCAUGUGGCAUGACGAGUUAGCCGAAAUCAAUCUUCUCUUCCAAGCCUUCUACAUUUUCUGCGUAUUUCAACACAUUGAAUUUCUGCUGGAGGAUUCGGAUGGAUUCGAGAAUUCCAAUUUUUUCAUAAAUCCUAACUUUUUUUUUUGAAUCAAAAAUGAAUGAGUUCAAGUAACUCUUCAAUAUUUUCUAGAUAAAAAAUGGUUUCCUGAAAUCCUGAAAUGUUUCCAGAUGACUAAGAUUAACAAAACUAAUCUUCCUGUAACGGUGAGUUUCUCAAAAUUUCCAGAAAUCUCCCCCCAAAAAACAUUUUUCAGCACGAUCUCAACAAUAUUCGAAAAAUCCUCAACACUUAUCUCAUUUUCGCCUUCUUCCAAUUAUCGAUUUUCUUGACUUUCGCCACAGAGGCUUAUCAAACUCAAAGCUACAAAUAUAUGAUUUUGGCGCUUCUUCAGGUCGAGAUUUCGAUCUUGUUCAUUUUGAAGGCGAAAUUUUUCAUCGUUUCGCAUUUGAUUUGUCAAAUCAUCUUCUUCUUAUACUAUUAUGCUCUUCAUUUGAUCAAGUUUUUGACAGGUAUACGGUAGGCGCACUUGUGUGCAUUUGUGCGUCACCGUGUUUGCAGACUCGGAAAAUAUUUUUAUUUUUGUGCAGCCGCCGACACAGCAAAAUUCAAUGUUUUCGAACACUCCGAACAUCUUGCCGGUUUCUACACAAUCUUCCAAAUCUUCUACAUGUUCUGCGUCUUCCAACACAUCGUGAUUCUUGUUGAGAAAACUGAAGCGAAAUCAGAAGAGGAGCAGAAACUUUUCGAAAAUGUUUGA